Molecule: messenger RNA, 1299 nt
Organism: Quercus lobata
Lineage: Eukaryota; Viridiplantae; Streptophyta; Magnoliopsida; Fagales; Fagaceae
Product: hyoscyamine 6-dioxygenase-like
Exons: 4
Coding region: 134-1156 (340 amino acids)
Source: RefSeq, a predicted model, not a curated record
CCCAAAUUUUCAAUGUUUUCUUUUAGUCAACAACUUCAACAUGGAAGCUUUUUAAUAAAUGAGUUGUUUAUGGUUGAUGUUCACUUCACACCAUAGACAUCUUUUUCUUCCUUACAGAUCUGAGUUGUAAGUGAUGGAGGAUCUUCUUGUUUCAAGCUGGUGUAAGGAUCGAGCUGUGCCAGAAACGUAUAUAUUCCCACCGGAACAAAGACCAGGGAAGCUUAUUGAUGUUCCUGUAGGCAACAAUAUUCCAGUGGUUGAUCUUGGGGUUCAUGAUCAGACUCAGAUAAUUCAACAAAUUUUUGAAGCUAGCCAAGACUUUGGAUUCUUUCAGGUGAUCAACCAUGGAGUCCCUAACCGCUUAAUGGAUGAUGCCAUGAGUGUUUUUAAGGAGUUUCAUGCAAUGUCUGCCAAGGACAAAACAUUUGAAUGCUCAAAGGACCCCAAUAAGAGCUGCUCCGUCUACACAGGCAGUCAAAAUUAUGCAAAAGAAAAGUUCCACCUUUGGAGGGAUGGAUUGUUACACCUUUGUAAUCCUCAAGAGAAAUACAUCCAAUUUUGGCCUGAAAAACCGACUAGAUAUCGAGAAAUUGUUGGGACAUAUACAACUGUAGUAAGGAAGUUGGGGUUUAGAAUUUUGGAGUUCAUUUCCCAAGGCUUGGGAAUCAGCCCUGUUCAUUUUAGCAGUGGACUUGCUGAAAAUCCGAGACUGUUAGUCAAUCACUAUCCACCAUGCCCAGACCCAAGUUUAACCUUGGGACAGGGCAAACAUAGAGACCCUAGCAUCAUCAAUAUUCUUCUUCAAAGUGAAGUAUAUGGGCUUCAAGUCUUCAAGGAUGAGGAAUGGAUUGGUGUUAAACCUAUUCCUUAUGCUUUUGUGGUUAACAUAGGUUAUCCUUUGCAGAUUAUCAGUAAUGGGAAGUUGAAAGGUGCUGAACAUCGAGUGGUGACAAAUUCAAAUUUAGCUCGGACAACUGCUUCCUUCUUUAUUAAUCCAUUAGAUGAAACAAUUAUAGAACCAGCAAAAACUUUGGUUGAUGCAAGCAAUCCUGCGCUCUAUAGGUCCUUGCUAUACAAAAACUUUCUUAUCAAAUAUAUAGCUACCUCUGGCAACACUCAAGCAUUAGAGGAGGCUUUAAGUAGUAGUACUGAAUAGAGGGGGGGAGAAAACCUGUUGUGCUUUAUCAAUCUAUGACCAUUUGUAUCAACAGGAAAAUCUUAAUUGGAUCAUCAUAAUGAAUGUCUUUGUCAACUAUUGUACUAAUAAAAUAUGAUUAUUGUCAGUCUUUUUAUUUUAUU